Molecule: messenger RNA, 8174 nt
Organism: Gopherus flavomarginatus (Mexican gopher tortoise)
Lineage: Eukaryota; Metazoa; Chordata; Testudines; Testudinidae
Gene: FAR2
Product: fatty acyl-CoA reductase 2
Exons: 13
Coding region: 458-2005 (515 amino acids)
Biological process (GO): long-chain fatty-acyl-CoA metabolic process
Cellular component (GO): peroxisome
Molecular function (GO): alcohol-forming very long-chain fatty acyl-CoA reductase (NADP+) activity
Source: RefSeq, a predicted model, not a curated record
UGGCCCCGGGCCCAGAAGCGGGAGUCUAACCCCACCAGAGCGGGUCGGGAUAGUCUGCAGCCUCCCGGCCUCCGCUGCCUUUCGUGUAUGGGCGUGUGCGCGCGCAAAGAUUGCGCCCAGCGCUCGCUGCAAGAGGCAGAGACGGGCAGGACAGGGCAACUCCCCCCCGGUCUCAAAGCCGGAUAUAUAGUGUCAGUGGCUGGAAGAGGAGGAGGGAAGCGGUUUGGUGCCCUCCCCACCCCCGGUGCCUAGAGUUGCUUGUGAUCGGGAGGCGAGGGAAGCGUUCUGGAGUCGGGAAUUGAUCGGAAACGAUUCAACUGUACAUACAAUCGCCUGAAUAUACAUGCAUAGAAUUGGGAAUGCAAGUGGUGAAUAAUCACAAAAGGCUAGAUUCUUCCAUCCUUGCUCACAGAACCCCCUGCAGAAAGUCAGAAGGAGGACAGAGAGAGAGCGCACCAUGUCUUCAAUUGCAGCUUAUUACAAUGGAAAGACCGUACUCAUCACAGGAGCCACAGGUUUUAUGGGCAAAGUACUGAUGGAAAAGCUGCUGCGCUCCAGCCCUGAUGUGGAAGCUGUUUAUAUCCUCGUGAGGCCAAAGGCAGGACAAUCAAUGCAGGAGAGAGUGGCAAAUAUGGUGAAAUCUAAGGUCUUUGACAGAGUACGAGAAGAUUGCCCUAACUUCCAGGAGAAGAUUAAGCCCAUUAAUGCAGAACUCACUCAGCCAAAUCUGGCCAUCAGUGCCAAGGACUCACAGGAGCUCCUGUCCCAGGUCAAUGUUGUCUUCCACUGUGCAGCAACAGUUCGCUUUGAUGAGCCACUAAAACAUGCCCUGCUGCUGAAUGUCAUGGGCACACAACAGCUCUUACUGCUGGCCCGGCAGAUGCAGAAGCUCGAGGCCUUUAUCCACAUCUCUACUGCCUAUGCAAAUUGUAAUAAGAGAAAUAUAGAUGAAGUCAUCUACCCACCACCUGUUGAGACCAAGAAGCUCUGCGACUUAGUGGAGUGGCUGGAUGAAUCUAUCAUUCAAGAGAUCACACCUAAGCUGAUUGGGGACUGGCCCAAUACGUAUACAUACACCAAAGCCUUGGCAGAGUACCUGGUCCAGCAAGAGAAAGAGCACUUCAACAUUGCCAUCAUCAGGCCAUCCAUCGUGGGAGCCAGCUGGCAUGAGCCUUUCCCAGGUUGGAUUGACAACUUCAAUGGAGCAAGUGGAAUGAUUAUUGCGGCUGGUAAAGGGAUUCUGCAAACUCUCAAAGUCAAUAAUGAUGCAGUAGCAGAUCUGAUUCCAGUAGAUGUCGUCAUCAACCUCAUGCUAGCAGUUGGGUGGUACACUGGAGUUCACAGACCAAAAACAGUGAUGGUGUACAACUGUACAACAGGUGGAAUCAACCCUUUCUUCUGGGGAGAGAUAGGAUACCAUGUCAUGUCCACAUUCAAAAGGAACCCCCUUGAGCAGACCUUCAGAAUACCCAAGGCUCAGAUGACCUCAAACCACCUGAUAAACCAGUACUGGAUAACUGUCAGUCAUAAGGCUCCAGCCAUGCUCUAUGACUUCUACUUGAGAUUAACAGGAAGAAAGCCCAGGAUGAUGAAGAUCUUCAAUCGGCUGCACAAGUCUAUGAUGCUUCUGGAAUAUUUUACCUGUCAGUCCUGGGAGUGGUCUUCAGAAAAUAUGAACAUGUUAAUGACCCAGCUCAGUCCAGAGGACAGGAGAUUAUUCAACUUUGAUGUGCGUCAGCUGCAUUGGUCGGAAUACAUUGAAAAUUACUGCAUAGGCGCGAAGAAAUAUUUGCUGAAUGAGGACAUGUCUGGGAUUCCUGCAGCAAAACAGCACUUACGAAAGCUAAGGAACAUCCAGUAUGCAUUCAACACCACCCUCCUUGUGAUCAUCUGGCGCAUUUUCAUUGCAAGGUCGCAGAUGGCUCGCAACAUCUGGUACUUCGUUGUGAGCCUCUGCUAUAAGUUCCUUUCCUAUUUCAGGGCAUCAAGCACCCUCAGGCACUGAAAUAGUCAGUCAGCGGCCAAAAGGACCUUCCUCUCCUCUAAACAGCAUCUGUGGGCAUCUGGGCUUGAAAGUAGCAGGGAAUCCACCACCACCAACAGCUGCCUGCAGUCAUGUGUCCUGUUACUAUGACCACAAUUAUCUUGUUACUAACACUUUAAUAUGCAAUCUUUCUUCCAUAGGACCAUGCUAAUUUUAAAGCUAUAACUGAAGCUUUAGGCAUGGGUUAUUCUGAGUCUUUUGUCUAGAUUCUGGUGUGCAAGAGGAUGGAUUAACCAAAGCUGCCAUCUUUCCAUCCAAAGUCUAAGAGCUAGACACUCUCAUCCCCACCUCCCUCCUUAAUAGUUGCAAAUUUUAAAGGAAUAGAAAUUAGGAAAGGAAUAUGAUAAGAUAAGGAAAUAGAGAAAUAAAUCAGUGAGAGGUUUUCUUAAAUGCAAUUCACAAGUUUAGCUCAAUGAAACCAAUAGGGCCAAAUACCUUAUUAGAUUGUGAAACCACAUUUUCUAUGUCACUCAGACCUAAAGGAAGUAAGAAAAAGUAAACUGUGGAAGGCUGAUAAUGUAGUUUAGAUCUCUAUCUCAGGUUGCCAAGGACUGAUACUUUCAAGCUUUGAUUGAUGAGAUAUACAGAAGCCGUGUACAUUUUUUAUCAGCAUGAACACACACACAAGUGACUUUACUAGGGAGAAGCAUUAAUCUCUCUAUAAUUUGUCUUCCAUUAAAAAGCCCUCUUUUAUCACCACUAUAGCUUUUGCUUGGAAAAUUUAUGUGGCCUGAGAGGAGUUGUAUUUACUCUCAACAUGAAGGAGAAUGCUUGUUCAAACCUUGAAGAAAAUAAAGAUAUUUUUGACUCAGUCAUUUAAAAAAAAAGAUCACCGUGCUUUGAAAUUCUGAUUUUUGGCUAACAUUUAUUUUGUCUAGCUGAAAAACAGCUUGUUACUCCCCUUUCAAACUUUCCCUAUAGUUAAAUUCCCCUGAAAAUUCAUGCACCCACUUUGUUGAAGAAAGUGUAAUUAAGCAAAGUUAGUAACCGUGUUUUGUUAUGGAUCAUGCAUCCCGAUCUUGCUCCCAUUGCUGUCAGUCUGAGUAAUGGGCCCAGUCCUGUUUUCAGGGAUGACAAUAGACAUUUUUCAUUGACUUCUGUUGGAGAGGGAUUGCAUGUGAUAUAUAAAGAGCAUAGUGCUCUAUCAGUGUGCUGCAGCUUAGAAGGCAGACAAGGAGUUGCAACUAGGAUCCCAUUGAAAGGCUGAUUUUUUUGUACCAAAAAAAAUCCCCCACAUUAUUAAGCUUUCAGUUUUUAAAUGAUUAAGUCUCAUUGACAACUGGAACAUUUUCUUUACAUUUAGUGAAUUGAGUGAGCAUUUGUUAAGAUUAAAAGACUUUAAAAUGACUCCUUUUUAAAGUAUUUGCAAGUUUCCAAUUUGUCUAACUUUGUGCCUUCUGCCUCCCAAGCAAGUAACAUUGCAUCACAAAAUGUGAUACAAGAAGCAGUUUAAGGCCAAGAAUAGUCAAAUAUCUAUGAAGUGGCCAUUAUAUCAAAAUUAUACCUGCUUCUGACAGUGAAGGCAACAGAGGGGGAAAAAAAAUCAUGGCCAAAAGCAAUAUUUCUUUGAAAAAAUGAAAAGAACUAGUAAAGUUACCUCUUCUUCCCCAUCCUCUACAAGACCAUUUUCCAAAUAAGUAACAGAGUUUAAACACAUUGCCAAAAGGAGGCUUUUAGCAUAGACUUUAAGGUCAGAAGGGACCAUUAUGAUCAUCUAGUCUGACCUUCUGCACAAUGCAGGCCACAGAAUCUCACCCACCCAUUCCUGUAUCAAACCUGUGUAUGAGCCAUUGAAGUCCUCAAAUCAUGGUUUAAAGACUUCAAGGUGCAGUGAACCUUCCAGCAAGUGACCUGUGCCCCACACUGCAGAGGAAGGCGAAAACCCCCCCAAGGCUUCUGCCAAUCUGCCCUGGAGGAAAAUUCCUUCCCGACCCCAAGUAUGGCGAUCAGCUAAACCCUGAGCAUGUGGGAAAGACUUGCCAGCUGGACACCUAGGAAAGAAUUCUCUGUAGUAACUCAGAUCCUGCACCAUCUAACAUCCCAUCACAAGCCAUUGGGCAUAUUUACCGCUAGUAAUCUGGUGGAUCCCAGAAUAUAGACACUCCUCCCGCAGCUCUCUGAAAUGGUAAAACCACUUCUUUUCUCACUAGACCACAGUACCUCUCAUACAGAUUGCUUCAAGUCUCUGUACUUAAGUGUAAAAUGGGCUACUUUGUAAGGUGUGUUGAGGUCUUAGGAUGAAAAAGUGCUUUGUAAAAUGCAAAAAACUUUGUUACCCCACCUGAAACAACAUGGCUAAGAAAGACAGGGGUUCAGUGAGGUGUCUAGCAGGCAUUGCAUCCUACUGGCUUAGCUGCUGCUUGUGCAAUCAGGAGAUGUGGUUUUCUAGCCUUGGACUGGACAUGUCAUGUGCUAUGAGUCUUCAGCAGUGUUUGGAGUGAAGGUCAGGUGCACUGUACUUGUAUGCAUCACUAACAUAGCUACCUAAUGUAUGCGCCUAAAUUGUCAGGUCCACAUGGAAUGAGGCAAGGCUGUCUCUGCAGGAUGCAUUGUUAGUUAGACCUGCACCUAGGGUGACCAGAUGUCCCGAUUUUAUAGGGACAGUCCUGAUUUUUUGGGCUUUUUCUUAUAUAGGUGCCUAUUACCCUCCACCCCCAUCCUGAUUUUUCAUACUUGCUGUCUGGUCACCCUACCUGCACCACUCACUCUCUUAUUUUAAUAAUCAGGUGGUACAUUCAUCCCACUGAUUUAAAACACUAUCUUCAUUUACUUGCACACAGGAAAAAAUGAAAUGUUAAAAAUAAACAAAACCUGGGUCAUUCUGAAAACAAAAAACUUCACCAAAAAAGUCCAGUUAAGGAUGCUAAUUAGCACCAAUGAACUGACCAAGCACAUUUACAAAAUCCAAGCACUUAAAAAGAAAGAAACAAAUAGCUGUGGCAAUCUUAAAUCUUACUCUGCCUACAUAAACAAAGGAUCCAAUCCUACAAUCAGAUGCACCAGGUCAAACCUUUCAGCUCACAUGGAACUCCACUGAAAGCAGUGGGCUCUGAACAUAUCUGAUAUGAAAGAUCUACACAACACAUUAUUUUCAUAGAUUUUGAGUUAUAUAGAUCCCCACUAACCCCUUCCUUUGGCUAGACCUACUUGUGACUGGUCAUUUGCAUGUGCUAUGCCCACCCCAACCAGUCUGUCUCCCCAUGAAAACGUCAGGACCCUUGUACCUGCAUGAGAAUCAGGAUGCAGUAGUUUUCACUCAGGAGGCUAGUGGUACCAAGUUUAAGUUUUUCCAGGCACCUUAGUAUUUUGCCAAAUGCAACCAUAGGAGCAAAGUGAGCCCCUUCUUUCUCACCCUUGAAGAGCAGCAGAGCUUGUUGGGGAUAUUGCAAAUGCACAACUGUGACCACUUCUCAUUCCAAGUGGCAAACUGUAUUCUGGAGAGCUUUCGCUGUCUGCCCUGCCAUCCUCUCAGCCUCAUCCUUGUCUCUGAGAAACUCCAGCAUUGCCAGCAAAUAGGAAAGGCAACACAGGUCAGGAGCUGAGUGGAAAAUCAGGUUGCUAAUUUUGCUGAACGUGAGCUUAAGUAUGAUAAAAUGUACAUCUUUCAUCCUCUUUCGUGUGGCUCAAAACAUCUCCUGAUUGAGAUCGCUCUGUGGACCAAUCAAGGUCUCAUCAAGGACAACUCUGGCCAUAGUGUUCUGGUGCUUGUGUUGAUGAUCUGGUGGAAAUAUCACUGCAAGCCUGAGCUCAGUGAGAUUCUCUGGGCUCUUGAGAUCUUUACAACCUCACACCAAAGGUCUGUGGGACUUUUGCAAUGGUCUCCAAACACUGCGCUCAUCAACAUACAGCCACUCUUUCUCAGUGAACUCAAAGCCCUGGGGAAGUUCUCGCUAAAAAGGGAAACAGAUGCUUGCUUGGCCUUUCCCUCCUCCUCUGUUUGAUAAAAUGAAGCCAAAUCCAGUUUAGUUUUUUUUAUUUUAAAAAGUUGCAGUUUUAAAGAGGUCCUGUAGGAAAUCAUACUUUGGUUCAUAGGCAUUACACUUGCUGGGCAAAUAACUGAUUUUUCAGUUUAGUGGCAGUUUUGAAAAAAAAUUGGUUUGGGUCAAAGAAUGAAAUUUUUGCUGAAUUGAAAAAACCCACCUUGGGUCCCUUCCAAAGCAGGGAUUUAAACCACACACCAUGUGAGUGCCCCAACCACUUGGCUAAAGAUCAUAAGGGAGGGUGGCAAUAGCAGCAGCACCAUCACCUUCUCUUCCUGCCAUGGCCAAAAUUAUCAGUGGUCACAUCUGUGAAUAGGUUUGGGUUGAUCAAAGCUGCAUUUUUUGUUGAAUAACCUAUUAAUCAAAAAAAUUCCAUUCAGUGCGGAGUCAUAAGUAUACAUGACUGACCGGAGGGAAGGUUGCAGAGAUGGGCCCAUAGCAUCUUUAUGAGCGGAGGCCAGUUAGGCUAGAGAUUUUUUGCUGAGCCAGCAUGCUUAGUCCUGUGGAAAGAAGUGGCUUCACUUUCCUGUAUUAUCAUCUUGUUGACAGACGAAAUGCUGUUGACCAAUCACAGAGCUACAUCUAGCUUCCUUUUGCCAUGGGUGGGACUCAGCAGUAGCCUCGAAUCUUCCUUUCUCCUCUGCUGCCCUUUAUGGACAAGCAGCUUUGAGGACAGAGCUGGUGGCCACAUACUGUACAAUCAAGACAGUUUAUUUGCCAUAGCAUCACAAAACAGUGGACUUGUGUACCCAGUGGACUUACCAUGCAGUUACCACAUGAUAUUGUGACAGAAUACUGCAGAGUUGUCAUAGUUACUCGGGAAACUAACCUGUGAUGCACUGAACCUGAUGUACUCUUGUUUUAGUCAAUAUUAUACACGCAUACCAGGCUAUAGCUAUAAGCUGAGUGGUAUGUAGAAGCUAUGAAACACUGAAUAUCGUUUCAUUGUCAAAUGAUUUCUAUGUUAUAGGAAGUCUGUCAAACUGUUAGCUUUCAAAUAACAAAUUGUAUACUUUUUUAAAUUAAACUAAAUACCCCUGCUAAAAAAUUAAUCUGAACAUGCCAUUUGACUGACAAGUCAAUUUAUUUCCAGAGAAUUUUCUGCAAAAUGAGGUUUUUUUCCAAUACAUUUGCAGGAAAACUCGAUGACCAGGCCACAUUUCUUGGGGGCACUUUCGGUCAGCUUUUGCUGCUGCAUGAUGUUUUCAAGGUGACCUGGUGCACCUCUGUGUGUGGGGGUGAGUGUACAUAUCUGUAUGUAUAUUUAUACAUUUUCAGCACCAAUCAUCUCACACGACUUCCAGAAAUGUUGCAACCAUCUGAUCUUUUUGAAAGGCCAGGCUCUAACCAUUUAUUAUGUGCUUUUCUUCAUCAAGUUAAGAUGAUGUCAAAACCACCACCCUAAUUUUCUAAGUUUAAAAAAAAAACAGUACUGUUAAAUAAUCAGUCAUCGUUCAUGAAUCCUUAUGCAACUUGGAAAAGGGGGGGGCGCUUUGUUUUUAAAUAAAUUUCAGCUUCAUGAUUUAUAGUGUGUUGUUGCUACUCCUGCACUGAAGUUCUACUGCAGACAACAAGGAUGAACUUGUUGUUCAUCUGGACCUUGUAUUCUAGCGCAGAAUAGAUUAUAUAUUGUACAUUCCCAGCAAAUGUAUCAGUAAUGAUCUUGCUAAAUGGUGCUACACCUUGGUAAGAAGGUGGUUAAAAAACUUACUUAAGGGCAAAUAAAAAUGUGCAUAUUAGGAGUAAUUUAACAGACUUAAAGGUACUAUCCCAGUUUAUCAGUUACUAAAGAAAGAAAUCUUGAUUCUUUUUUCAACGAGUACCAUAGAAAAUGAAACUGCUUAUAUAUUGUUUCUUGAUCACUAUACAUAAUCUUGACAAAUAUUUUGCUAUAAAGGGGGUUCAUUUUAUUAUUGUCCCACUGCCCAAAGUUUAUAUGAUUAUAAUUGAUAUUGCUAUACACUUUUCCCUAUGAGACAAUUUACUGUUAUAAAUGUUACUUAUGAAGUUUCUAAUUCAAAAGUGUAAUGUUUUGAGCCCUCCAUGUCAAAGUUGUACGAUCACGGAAUACAAGAACCUCAGCCAUAAAAUUGCUAUUAUUAAUUAUGUUAUUUUAAACAUUUAAUAAAUAAAAUAUUUUAAAACAGUUA